AGCCGGACACGCUGGAGACUGGGGCGGCCGGGUCACCGCUGCGCCUGGAAGAUGCCGCCCGCCUUCACAUGAGCCGCCCGGCCCCGCCCGCUGCUCACACCCGGCACAGACUCCGGGCAGGACCGGAGCCAAGAGGUCAAUGUCUCUAUUAGGUCCGGGGCAGGGCGAAUCCUGUCUGGGUGGCCCAUGCAGUGUCUAGCGGCCGUUAUCAAGGACGACGGAAAUAUGAGUGGUGGAGCAGAGCAGGCAGACAUCCUGCCAGUCAGCUACGUGGUGAAGGACCGCUGGAAAGUGCUGAAGAAGAUUGGCGGCGGAGGGUUUGGAGAAAUCUACGAGGCCAUGGACUUGCUGACUCGGGAGAACGUUGCUUUAAAGGUGGAGUCGGCACAACAACCGAAGCAAGUUCUGAAGAUGGAGGUGGCUGUCCUGAAGAAGCUUCAAGGAAAGGAUCAUGUGUGUAGAUUCAUAGGCUGUGGAAGAAACGAGAAGUUCAACUAUGUCGUCAUGCAACUUCAGGGCCGGAACUUGGCAGAUCUGCGCAGGAGUCAGCCCCGCGGCACCUUCACCAUGAGCACCACUCUGCGACUGGGAAAACAGAUCCUUGAGUCUAUAGAUUCCAUUCACUCUGUGGGCUUCCUGCACCGUGACAUCAAACCUUCUAACUUUGCCAUGGGGCGACUCCCCUCCACGUACAGGAAGUGCUUCAUGCUGGACUUCGGUUUGGCACGGCAGUACACCAACACCAACGGGGAGGUCCGGCCGCCUCGAAACGUGGCUGGAUUCCGAGGGACUGUCCGCUACGCUUCCGUCAACGCACACAAGAACAGGGAGAUGGGGCGACACGAUGACCUAUGGUCAUUAUUCUAUAUGCUGGUGGAGUUUGCAGUGGGCCAGCUGCCCUGGAGGAAGAUCAAGGACAAGGAGCAGGUGGGCAUGAUCAAGGAGAAAUACGACCACCGGAUGCUGCUGAAGCACAUGCCAUCAGAAUUCCACCUCUUCCUGGAGCACAUCUCCAAUCUGGACUACUUCACUAAGCCAGACUACCAGAUGAUCAUGACCGUGUUUGAGAAUAGUAUGAAGGAACGUGGAAUUACGGAGAAUGAGGCCUUUGACUGGGAGAAGGGAGGGACUGACAUUUUACUGUCCACCAGUACGUCUACACCUCCACAGCAGAACACACGACAGACGGCCGCCAUGUUUGGAGUCGUUAAUGUGACACCAGUUCCAGGAGACUUACUCCGCGAGAACACUGAAGAUGUCCUGCAGGGAGAGCACCUCAGUGACCAGGAGAAUGCGCCCCCUGUCCUUCCUGGCCGGCCAGCAGACAUCACUGGUCAGGUCCCCAAUGUUGGCUUUAAUGACACUGAGGUUUGGGAGGAGACGGAUGUGAAUCGGAACAAGCUAAGAAUUAGUAUCAGCAAGACACAAUGCCUAAUGGAAGAUGAACAGAGUCGACAUGGUUGUCCUAGUUCUCCCAUCCGGGCUCCUCCAGAGUCUCCCAACACACAGGCCCGUUCCCUACGUUACAGGCGCAUCAACAGCCCUGAAUCAGACCGGCUGUCCACGGCUGAGCGAGCGGAUCUCCCAGAGAGGAGAUCCCGCAUGGACCUGCCAGCAUCGCCUUCACGCCAAGUAUGCUCUUCACAACCAGCUCAGAUGUUGUCCAUUGAUACAGGUCAGGUUGACCGACAAGCCAGUGGCCGUAUGGAGGUUUCAGCGUCUGUAGAGCACGAAGCCCUGAGUAACGCAUUCCGCUCUGUACCACUUGCAGAGGAGGAGGACUUUGACAGCAAGGAAUGGGUUAUCAUUGACAAAGAGACUGAGCUGAAGGACUUCCACCCUGGGGCAGAGCCAACAACCUCAGGCACAACAGAUGAGGAGCCCGAAGAACUUCGACCCUUGGAUGAUGGGGAAGAAAGACGAAAGUCUGGGGGGGCAGAUGCAGCAGUAAGGCCAAAAGUACACGAAGUAAGGCCCCGUGCCAUGCAGACUGUAGCUGAGGAAGAAACAUCCUCCCGAAAUGAGGAGAACAGGGCAGAACUCCCACCGGCCAGUCCAUCCCACUCCCAUUCAGCAUCAGCAACACGACAGCGAAGGAGGGAGUCUGAUCCCACAGGACCUCAGAGACAGGUCCUCAACCUGAAGCACUUUGAUAUUAAUGGGAUGCCCAAGGUGGUGCCUUUAAGCUUGUCUUACCAAGACUUUAAGAAAGACAUCUCAGACAGUAAAGAACUGCUGCGUGUUCCACAUAGGAUGAAGAAAGUGGACUUUUCCAGUGUGGUCUUGCCAGCCAUGCAUGUUUCAGAACCACACAUUAUCAUCAAUGGCAGAUGUCCACGAGAUGAAGAAUCAGAGGAGGAGACGGAAGAAGAGGAGGCUGAGUUUCUGGUGGAGGACUUAGAUCUGCACAGUGGAUCUAGCAGUGAUGUAAGUCAGAAGAGUACAGAGAGGAGUCAAGAAGGAGCUCCUUCCACAUUACUAGCAGAUGACCAGAAGGAUUCCCGAGGAAGAGCCUCCACAGCAGAGAAUGACCUAGAACUAGAGGAAGGCUCAAAGACCUUAGUGCUGUUUUCUCCUGGAGACAUGAAGAAGUCUCCGGUGACUAAUGAACUCAUGCCAGACCUUGAGCAGGGAACGCUUGCUGCAUUGACGCCACAAGGAGAGAAGCUACAACCUACUGGCAGUCAGCUGGAUGUGUCUGAACCAGGUACUUUAUCUUCCAUACUUAAAUCAGAACCAAAACCACUUUGCAUUGCUGCUGCCACCGCUGCCACCUCCACCCCCUUUACCAAAGUCGAGCGCACAUUUGUUCACAUUGCAGAAAAGACACACUUAAAUGUUAUGUCUUCCACUGGACAGCUGAUGAGGUUGGAGGAGCGUCCAGUCCCUGGACAGUUUGAUGAGGCAAUUAUUGAAGAAACUGCGGAGUGUGAUGUGGAGGAAUUCAAGGGUGCUAAUACCUCUGCGGUGGGAAUAGUUGAGAUUGACCCCUAUGCACUAUCGACAAGUCAUGAGGAAAUGGCAGCAGAGGAUCAGCAGGAUCCACAUGCAGCUGAUACAGUAAGCAAAUCUGAACAGCAGCUUGAGAAAGACAUUAGGAAUGAAGUCACCAAGCAGGAAAAGAUUGUUCGUUCCACCGUUCGCCUUAAUGACACCGACUGUGGCACCAGCAAGGCUCUGACCCCGGCUCUUGGGGUACGGUUUAGAAGCCGCAUCCCUGUUAUUCUGUCAGAGGAGGAAACAGGAUCAGAUAGGUCUAUGUCCAGCUCUGCCAAAGAGAGGUUCAAAAAGAGAACAAAGCAACUGGAUCUGGCUCGCUUGGUGAUGGAGAAAAGGCAGAUGCGUCUACAGCGUUUGGCCUCAGCAGGUUCAUCAUCUGCUUCAUCUAGUGAAGACCGGAGAAGAACAUCUGAGACACUGUCUACAACUGGGUCUGAAGAAGACACUCAUGAGCUUGAUGACACUGUCCCCAGAAAAGUUGGCAAGCAUAAACCAUUGUGCAUGAGAAAGGAGGAGUUAACUAAAAGCCGGAUUCCACGUCCGAUCACACCAGUAAAGGAUCUACGGCUGUUGGUUCUGUCAAAGCCAAGUGUCAGCAAAUCAAAAGAAUCUACAGGGGUGCAAAGGUACCAGCCUCCACAGACAGCUGUUGGUGGCACUACUGGGCUCACACCUGACCACAAGCCUAAAGCCUUACAUAUGAGGCUCCCUCCUCUUUCAAGUCCAACCCCUUCUAGAACCAAUGUACGGAGGUUCAGCCGUGGACCACCCAGGAGUCCAGUGGUUCCGGUAAGAACACUCAGUGGAUCUCCACAAAGCCAGUCUCUUUCAAGAACAGAAAGUCCUUCUCCGUCCCGGCAGCGAAGAACAGCUGCUACAACUUCCCGUGCACAACCCAAUCCAAAGCUUCAGCCACGAGCCCAGGUCCCUGGUGAGUGUCCAUCAACGCCCGCUGUUGCAAGAAAGGGACAAAGACUGAAGGUGCAAGUGCCGAAUCUGGCAACCAAAGCAAAGCAGGGAACAAGUGAUGGGAGAAGCAAUGGCAGAUAAUGGCCCCUUUGCACAGGGCCCACACUAGCCUCACUCUAGCUCAGUUAGGGAACAUUACUCUUCAUUCAACCUGUGCUACGCAAUAUACACAGUCCCAGACAAGGAUUG
Molecule: messenger RNA, 4158 nt
Organism: Bufo bufo (common toad)
Lineage: Eukaryota; Metazoa; Chordata; Amphibia; Anura; Bufonidae
Gene: TTBK1
Product: tau tubulin kinase 1
Exons: 15
Coding region: 187-4050 (1287 amino acids)
Biological process (GO): signal transduction; peptidyl-tyrosine phosphorylation; peptidyl-serine phosphorylation
Cellular component (GO): cytoplasm; nucleus
Molecular function (GO): protein serine/threonine kinase activity; ATP binding
Source: RefSeq, a predicted model, not a curated record